Molecule: messenger RNA, 4068 nt
Organism: Engraulis encrasicolus (European anchovy)
Lineage: Eukaryota; Metazoa; Chordata; Actinopteri; Clupeiformes; Engraulidae
Product: PHD finger protein 13-like
Exons: 4
Coding region: 1844-3253 (469 amino acids)
Cellular component (GO): nucleus
Source: RefSeq, a predicted model, not a curated record
GUCUUUUCUGACAUUGCUGGGGGUGAUUUGUGAUCUGAUGUGGAGCCAAAACUGUGUGUGUGUAUGCUAGCUGUGUGUGUACUGCCUGUGUGUGUGUACGUGUCUGUGUGUGUUCGCGCGGUCUCGGACUUGUACUCAGUGUUCUUUUCAUACAUCGAAAUAAAGCAUAUAUGAUGCAUCACAAGCGCUGACGACCACAAGAACAUGACAGUAUCUUGAUAAUACGUUAACGUGUCAUGUUACUUGGGUUUGUGAGUUGGUUUGGACUCACUAAGGCAUAUUGCUAACUUAUUUCUGGCUUGGUGCAUCGAGGGACCUGAUGGCCACGGUUAACAGGAAUUUAGCUAACGUUAAUUGUGUUCUUGUUCGUGCCAUGUAACGGGUCGAUUUUUGUUUUGUGUGUGAUUGUGAACAUGUAGCGAUUUAUCGUCGAAUUGUGUUGGCAUAGACUGCUGACACCGAUUACUGCCCCGAAAAGACAUUUUGGUACACCCUCUAUUUACCAGCUAUUUAACUAUUUGUCAUUCUCCGGUGACCGCCCCAGUAACGACAGGUUACCACCAAGUGCCACCGUCGCCAUCUUUAGAUAAGAGACGGAAUUGUGUUUAAGAUGUCAGGGAAUGAGUGAGUUUGGAUAGCAUGUGUUAUGACUCUUUUAGUAGUCCAUCCAGGAAAGACAAAGCGAGCCACUCUCGUGGGUCAAAUCAUCCAUCCGAAUGACACAGCCUUGUCAAUGCUAUGCACUUUACUGUAAACGCCGAGAAGUUGGGCAUUGUUAAUGGCUCUGUUGAUAAACACUUGUAUGGAAACAAAACAUCUGCCCCAUUCGUGCCCCUUUUCAGUUUUAGUAACACCCCUCUCGCAUUGGAAUGAUUUCCUCAGUGCAAUGCUGUAACCACGUCGGUAAAUCACUUCUAUUUCGAAGCUCCACCGCCGACCGAACGUCUGCAGCACGAGAUACAAUGUUGCUGUUUUAUCUCGCCCACCCAUUCCAAAAGGACGAUAUAAAAGUACCGGUGAUGUUGUACACACACUCAGAACGUACUGAGUCCACAACAUCGACAUGUGUCUCGCAUGUUUCGAAGCACUCUGGGGCGUCGAAAUCCAUUGGUGAUAUCGUGUUGUCUUGGCUUUCCCAGCACAAUAGUGGAAUCGCCAAAGUUCCUGAACAGGGAUAACCAUCGACGCUUGUCUGCCUGACUUGAUACAUUUUACUGUAGAGUUCUAUGAGUAGGCUGUGUGCAAGUCUGUCCAAGCUUGCAAUGUAGAACUAGAUGAGACUUCGUCAACGUCGAUUCUUUUGUGUCGCAACUCUCCCCGUUCAGUGCAUUUGCUGACUGUAAGCGCAUCGGUCAGUCGGCUUGCGUACAUGGGCUUUUGCGUCUGAUAAGCAGUUACAUGUUGAAUCUUGAACAAAAGACGGCACCUUAGUAAGAUGUGUCCCGCAUGACAGGUAUAAUGAACUCACUCCCAGCGUGUUGCGGGACCGAUAGCUCGCCGUAGGGAAUCUGUCCGAAUGGGAGUCGGAAGACCCAGUUUUGCUCGUGUAGUUCGAAGUCAAAUAUGAUUUUCAUUUCAACACCCAGAUAUGUUGCGACAUUUUGGGCAAAGCUCGUUGACGUUGGGCCACUUAAACGUGUGCGAGUGUGACUGUACCGAUGUGCUUGCAUGUCGGAUUUGACCAUUAUAUAACGGGCUCAAUUUCCCCACGGUGUUGUCGAGUAAAGUGCAGGAUCUGACAGCGCCUCCCGCGCUUCGCCCCCGUGACGACAGUAGACAAUGGCUUCACGAGCCCGCUAAACGUCGUGGCGGCGAAAACGGGAACUGGCUAUUUAUUUGGGACAUGGCCGGAGACGGUUUGCGUGUUGUAUUACCUGGCUGCCUUGACCAAAUACCAGGAUAUCGACGGUCCGGAAAACGAGUUAAUCAAAACUGGUUUGUGUUUCCGCAGAAAAAGAGAAAACGCACGGUGGAAGACUUUAACCAGUUCUGCACUUUUGUGUUGGCGUACGCAGGAUACAUCCCGUAUCCAUCCGAGGAGUGGUGGUGUAACAGCAACGCCUCCAAGGACAAUGCCACUUGUAGCCCCCUCCACAGCAGCGGCCCUCUGCCUCAGAGCAAGAAGGGCAGCAACGGCAAAGAGAAGGCAAAGAAGAGGAAACUGGACAAGAAGCCAAGCGACGCCAAGGCCAAACGCAGGAGCGUGGAUGGCACUGCCGUCUCUGCCACCACCACCACCACCAAGAAAUCCCCCAAGUCCAAGAAGGCUGGAAAAGCCUCAUCUUCAUCUUCGUCACCAUCGUCGCAGCCGCCUCCACCUCAGUGGGCCAGUGCAGGCUUCUUCCCCAGCAAUGCCACCACUUCCACCCCUGGAGCCUGUGGUGGGAGCACAGUCAUGGAGGAUGCCGCAGCAGUCCCACUGCCCACAACAGUGCCCAUGAGCGGAGCAUCUUCGCCUCGUGCAGGGCCUGACUUCAGCAGUAGCACUCCGGUUAAAGACGAGAGAGAGGAGAUGGAGAGAAGCAUCGGCCUUGGUAUCGGCCUCGGCCUAAGCCCUGACGACCUGAAAAGAGGAAGCACCAAGCAGGAAGUUAAGGAGGAGGGGGAGGAGUCGGUGGAUAUGACGGCAUCUAUCAACAGUAGCAGCAGUAUGGAAAAAGUUAUCAAGCGCGAGUCCCGUGUGCCUGAGACGACCCAGCAGAGAUCCGAGAGUGGAGGAGGGGGCGGGGGUGAGGGCGAGACCUCCUCCUCGUCCAGGGAGGAGGAGAGCGACGGCUGGGAGGAGGGCGGCAGUGAGGCCGGCUCGGGAUCCGGCGGCACCACGGACUUCCUGCAGCUGCUGAUCGAGAGGCGUCUGGGUAGGCGACUGCCGGAGGACCAGGAGACGGGCUACUACACGGACAGCACCCCCGACCGCGUCGCCAGCGACAACGAACAGGACGGCCCCCGCACCCGAGGCGCAAACACCUCCGCAGACUCAGCUGGCAGUGGAGAGGAUACUUCUAUGGACCGCGGCAAAGGAGAAGAAGACGACUCGUGGGACCUGAUCACGUGUUUUUGCAUGAAGCCGUUUGCCGGCCGGCCGAUGAUCGAGUGCAAUGAGUGCGGCACCUGGGUGCACCUCUCCUGCGCCAAGAUCCGACGCACCCACGUGCCGGACAUCUUUGUGUGCCAGCCCUGCCGCGACGCCAAGCAGAACAUCCGACGCUCCAACCGGGCACGCACCGUGCCCCGGAAACGUUUCAGCGACUAAAUAAACAGCAAAGAAGUGUCAUCCGCUGAAAAGCACCUGGGACAGUGACUUUAGAAAGGUGUGGCAGCUGUUUGUUUUGAUUUUUUUUUUUUUUUUUUCAGAUCUGACAAUCUCAAAAACACUUCAUGUUGAUCUCCCAAUUUAUGGGCUUUGAUGAGAAGAACAAUGGACAUUAAUUGAGAUGGUGGUGCUGAAUGGAUCGAAUGGGAUCUCAGAUUGUUGGGGUUGUCAGGACUAUUGACUAUGGGAGAGAGGCAAAAGUCAUAAGAACUUAAAGGAUCCGGUUGUAGGAUGAGUGUGUAAAAUCAUGUUUGCGACAGUAAGACUGUUUUUCAUGUUGUGGAUCUCACAAGGAUACUCAGAAGGAGUCCACAAACUUGUUAUUACUCAUACGCUACACCGUCACUCGUCUUGUGUCUCACAUCCUGUGAAACUAAUGUCACUCCUUCCUGCCUGACCCUUUCACAUCAGAAACACGGAGAACAAGAACACACUCCCAAGGGCUACCCCUCUACGACACUCUCCCUCUUCAAUCACCAUGAACUCUAUGACCCUUGCGGUUGUGUGACAAGAAAAAACUGUAUUAAAUAUCCAUAGAUUGUACUUUUUUCUGUUUUAUAAAUAUGAAAUUUGGUUGAAAUGUUUGUAAAGGGCAGCACAAAGGCGUUUUUUUUUUCCUCUGGCAUCUCAGUUGACGUGUUUUCAUGUUUUGUUUAUUUUGUUUCAUGAGCAGAGGAGAUCUUGCUAUGUGAAUCUAAGGCAGAAGACUCUACAAAACAAGUUUGUAAAUAUUGCUCUGUUUUCUAGAGUUUGAG